AUGGUCCGCCCGUCCACGUUUUUGAUCUUUAGCCUGUUCGGCUCAGCUCUUGCUGUCGCCGCGCCGCAGUUUGACCAAGGGGCGGAGUUACGCAAGUCAGAAUGUGAUAAUGGCUGUUUCGAUGACAGCUUCCCUGGCGGUUCAUGUACCAAUGAUCCAGCCUGUAUGUGCACCCAGAAGAAGUACCGCGAGGCCUAUUUCUGCUGUAUGGCCAAGAAAUGUGAUGCAGAUGUUAUGCCUGAAUCUGUCGAGCGCCAACAUACAGAAUGCCAGGCCAGGAACCUCGACUUCACCUUUGACGCUGAGAAACUUUGCGGUAUCAAGUUAGAGGCGACCAGUACCUCUGCUGCUUCGUCAACCACGAGACAUGCCGGAACUACUUCGCACGUUUCACACGGAUCUUCAGCGACAUCGGCCUCGGCCUCUACGACAUCAGAUGCAGAAACCACCAGUAGCACCGAGGGUGCUGAGAGUGCUUCAAGUACUGCUCAGGAGUCAUCUACAGGUGGCGCAGCCCCUGUGACUGACAGUGCACCACGGUUGGGUGCCCCUCUUGGGGUACUGAGUGUGCUAUUCAUGGUCUUUGGGAUGCUUCUCUAG
Molecule: messenger RNA, 600 nt
Organism: Fusarium oxysporum Fo47
Lineage: Eukaryota; Fungi; Ascomycota; Sordariomycetes; Hypocreales; Nectriaceae
Exons: 3
Coding region: 1-600 (199 amino acids)
Source: RefSeq, a predicted model, not a curated record